Molecule: messenger RNA, 507 nt
Organism: Fusarium poae
Lineage: Eukaryota; Fungi; Ascomycota; Sordariomycetes; Hypocreales; Nectriaceae
Exons: 2
Coding region: 1-507 (168 amino acids)
Source: RefSeq, a predicted model, not a curated record
AUGUUUCCGCAUUCAUCCGCCAAGGUCGAUUAUGUCGUCCACAUCCAACCGCCGCCAGAGACACAAGAUGCAGUAGAGACGCUGUAUGAGUCCACGAGCGAAAAGUCAGUCAACCACACUGUAUUUCCUCCACUCCGUCGAUCACCUAUUUCUCUCACUAUCGAGACCAAACGAUAUGGUGGCAACCACGCCAAAGCCAACGCGCAGGUGUGUUCAUGGCAGGCAGCCCAGUGGACUUGUCUAGCAAGCCAAGCCGGCGAGGGAAUCAAGCAUCUACCCUUCCUGCCCGGAAUCGUGGUAAACGGCCCAUCCUGGACGUUUGUUGCUACAACCAGAAACGGUGAUAAGACUACGAUUUGGACAGACGCCGCCAUGGGGUCGACUACGUCGAGCUUGGGCGUGUUGAAAAUCAUGGGAGCGUUGAAUAAACUACGGCAGUGGACUAUCAAGGUCUACUGGCCUUGGUACAAGAAGCAUGCCCUCAAAAUUGGGCAGGUAGACGGUUAA